Messenger RNA from Nezara viridula (southern green stink bug), 531 nucleotides. Lineage: Eukaryota; Metazoa; Arthropoda; Insecta; Hemiptera; Pentatomidae. The record is from the annotation of a GenBank genome assembly.
AUGUGCUCGCUCUGCCUUCUUCUUCUCGCCCUCGCGGCAGGCUGCCUAGGUUCGUGUCCAGUCGGUCAGGACUGCAUCAAAAAAUGCUGUCCUCUCAACAUGAGGAUGUCAGGCAACGGUUGUGUCCCUGGCGAGUCGAGCUACGACGUGUACAAUGGCACGGUCAAAAUCAUUGUAGGCAGGCCUCAGUGUACCAUGUAUUACUUGGACGCUGCUAUGGGAGAUGAAUUCACAGUCCAUCUUAACGGAUCUUUGACCAUCUAUUACAAUGAUUCUUCCGAAGAUACGAACAAGUUUUGCGAGGACGCGACAGAAAUCAACAGUAAUUUAGUAUUCGUCUGUGUUUCGGACCAAGAUAUGUCUGUCUGGGGAGGUGAAGAGGACCAGUGCGUGCUAUUGAUGAUCUAUUCGAUCGGUCUCUUUACAUCCGCGCCUUUACUUCUUGCCACAGCUGUGAUAUACGCUUCCAUCAGCGUGACUGGUUCAGACAAAAGUUAUUUGGCAUGGAUUAUCAUGCGUGAUUUCCGGUAA